AUGGGGGCUCGCUUCCAUGCGUGGGACGGGCGGAAACGUGGGAGGUCCUCUGCCGUGGAUUCCACUUUGAAGAGAGCCAGGUUGGAAUUGGAGCGGCCGAUUCCAAAGCCCUUGGAGAAAGGCAUCCAGCAGCUGUACGACUUCAUGAAUUGUCGCGAAGCCAUCCGCCGACGUCGAGAGAAGGGUGUUCAGGGGGCCGCCUUGUACCAAGGACUUCCUUUGGAAUUUGCCACAUAUUUUCGACGAUUCUGCUGCCCCAACGUUCACCGCUACCAUGAUCGCACCACCAUUGGGUUGCAUCGCUUCUGUGCUGCCGAGCGCCGAUGGAAGCUGUGUCAGACUGAUGAGGAACGAAUGCGGCUGAAACGAUUGCUGGUUCUGAACUUUGCUGUCUGGCGUUUCAUUGGAGGAACCGUUUUAUUUGCUAGUGAGGUGGGUUUCUUGAACGGCUGGGGCGAGGACCAAAAGAGGAGGAUCCGAGAAGUCGUGGAGCGGGGCUUUCGGGAACGUCGAAUUCAGGAACUUUUUACCGACGCGUACAAAGGACCUGGUGCCAUACGGCAAGAGUUGACUCAUCCAAAGGCUGAUGAGGAUUCCUUGCUCAGAGUCUUACACAACGAAGGUCCCAAAGCCGUCCAGAAUUUUCAGCCCGACAUCACUUUCUACACAUUGGUUGGAAAGUUUCAGCUUAUUGACAAAGUCUGGCAGGACUGCUACAAGAUCCUCACUGCCGCGCUGCCGAAAGCUGGGCAGACGGAGUUGCAAGCGGUGUGUGAAAUCUUGGCGGAGCUUCCCUUCUUCGGUGCUUCUGAAGAUGGAAUUCGCGUCCCAGGCUUCUUUGCCAAAGAAUUGGUGCAGGAUUUGAUGGACACGCCCGUCUUUAAGGGUGGCCGUCAAUGUGUGAAAGACCGACAUAGCUAUUGUCCGGCCGGACCCGGCGCUUUGGAAGGCUUACGGCUGAUCUGUGGAUGUCGUGUCCACAAACGAGAAGCUGUGCAUGUGAUGCGGGAGCUUUUGGCCUCUAAGCACUUAUGGAAAUUUGGGACUGACUUGGACUUGCAUGAUAUUCAGUUUAUGCUUUGUGAACUUCAGAAGUUUUUACAUCAGGGCCAAAGCCUCCGAGACUAUGCAGGACCACAGUGUGUCAUUGGCUUGCCUUUGGACCCUGAAUUUAUCCGCCAUCGCCUUGAAGACGCAGUUCUGCUGGGUCUUGUGGCGAGUGCAGAUGAGACGGCGAUCGCUGCGCAGCUGUCAGAGUGGAUGGGAUUUCGACUACCUCUUCCCAAAGAUGAUCGCAUUCGGAGUGGGGACCACGUGAUUCUCAGGAAGGUGAAGGAACCUGUAUGUUUGCUUGAAUUGCAGGAGAAUGGAGAACUGGGCCCUGCAAAGGAUAACCCCACGCCCUUCAGGGUUGAACUGCCACGGCUUUCGCAGCCGUUGCGUAGCUGCGACAUGGCCUUCCUUCGUGCUCCCAACGGUGCGCACCUGGGCCCGGUGUCGCAGUUCUCGGCAGUGCAGCGGGGUGCGGGGCACCCGGAACUCUUCAGCGCCCACCCUGGGUCGGAUCGUUUCGCCUAUGCGAGACAACUCACGGUGAGGAAGGUGGGUGGAGGAGGGACGAGCGAAGGCGACCCGCUGCGGCUGGGGGACUCUGUGCUCUUGUACUCAGGGAUUCAGACAAAGGAUGACGGCAACGGAAAGAAGGCUCUUCAAGUAAGGAUGGAACCGGAGAUCAUAAUCACAGAGAUGGAAACGGAACUCAAGGACAUUGUCCAUGACGUGAUAUCUUGGGACUUUGACACUGAUGAAAUGGGAAAACUUCGUGUGAAAGAUCCUUUGAGAGUGCGUUCUCGCUGCAUCGGAUCGUCUUCUCGCAUGUCUCCUGAACUGAGGGCUUGGAGAAGCUCGAAGAGCAAGUUGACCGGCCACUGGGCGACGGAUUGCGGUAGCCUCUGA
Messenger RNA from Cladocopium goreaui, 1956 nucleotides. Lineage: Eukaryota; Dinophyceae; Suessiales; Symbiodiniaceae. The record is from the annotation of a GenBank genome assembly.